CAGCAACAAACACAUUAGUUGAUGAACGCAGUAGGGCGCAGGUUAUAGGCUCAAGCGUGCGCCCUGGCGUAGCGGGCGGCUGGUGCCGGCCGGCAUGGAAACCUCGGAUACGGAGGCGGCCCAGGCGCUGAAGCCCGUGCUUGACCCCUUCGAUGUAGACGAGGAUACCUUUGAGAGCCUUAGGGACAUGGUCAAGGAGGCCUUCGGGGAGCACGGCGCGGGCGGGGCGAACAAGCUGGCGCCGCAGCUGGAGGAGCUGCUGGAGCCGUUCCUGCUCGCCUUCGGCGCGGAGCCCACGGCCGUCCCCACGGCGGCGCUCCAGGUUGCCGUGUCGCUGUGCGGCCUGCCAGAGCCGACAGCCGCCGCCAAGCCGGUGGCCGCGCCCGAUCCGGUGGCCGCGCCGGCCGCGGCGCAGAAGCCCGCGGAGGCAGAGCGGAAGCCCGCGGCUGGCGGCGGCUUCACGCUGGAGGCCUUCUGCGCUGGCGGCUCGAGCGGCUCCGGCGCCAAGGCCAAGGCCAAGGCCUUCGCGCCCGCGCAGCGGGGCGGCGGUGGCGCCGGCGGGGCGCCGAAGACGCUGAGCGGGCUGUGGAAGACGGAGGUUCACGCGAAGGUGAAGGCCGCCUGGGACCUGGGGCAGGGGGCAGCGGAGGGCGGCGGCGACGGGUUCGUGCUGCGGGAGGACUCGGGCGGCUCCGACGAGGAGCACGACGAGGAGGGCGAGCCCCAGGAGGACGGGGCGCGCGAGAAGCAGGCCCGCGAGAGGAGGCAGCGGAAGGAGACGAGCAGGGCCCUGAGGCUGGCGGCCGCGGAGGCCAGGGCCAACGCGGCGCCCACGGAGGACCUGGCCACGGUCGCGUCCCUGGGCCUCAGCGAGACUCGGGAGGGCAAGGUGGAGGCGGACAAGAAGAAGAGACCCGCCAGGGCGCCUCACAUGCGGGGCGCUGGCGGCCGCAACGUGCACCUGGAGGGUAUCAAUGUGACGCUGAACGGGCCGACGGGCUCGGUCGACCUGCUGAAGGAGGCCGACGUGCACCUCUCGGCCGGGCACGUGUACGGGCUCGUGGGCAAGAACGGCUGCGGCAAGACGACGCUCCUGCGCAGAUUGGCGACCGGGGCAGUGCCGGGCCUGCCGCCGCACCUGCGCUUCAGGUACAUGGCGCAGGAGCUGUCCUGCCUGAACCCGGAGCAGACCCCGCUGGAGGCCGUGGUGCACAGCGACGAGGAGAGACGCGAGCUGCUGGAGGAGAGGGAGAGGCUGGACGCCCUCCUCAGCGGCGCCGAGCAGGCCAAGGGCGCCGAGGAGCUCGCUGCGGCGGACGCUCGGGCGCAGCGGUUCCUGGAGGUGGAGCGGUGCCUGGAGGCGAUAGACGCCGACGGCGCCGAGGACCGCGCUCAGACCAUGCUGAGGGUGCUCAACUUCGACGACGCGACGAUGAGGCGGCCCACUGGGAGCCUGUCUGGCGGGUGGCAGAUGCGCCUCGCGCUCGCGGUCGUGCUGUUCAGCCGGCCCGACGUGCUGCUGCUGGACGAGCCCACGAACCACCUCGACCUGCACGGGGUCCUGUGGCUGCAGAGGCACCUUCGCUGCGAGUGGGGCGCCGCCUCGGCGAAGAAGGACCGCAUCGUCGUCAUCGUGUCCCACGACAGGUCCUUUCUGGACGCCUGCGCCACCGACAUCCUCGAGAUCCACAGCUGCAAGCUGCGCAACUUUGCCGGGAACUACAGCGCGUACCUCGACCGGGUCCUGGACGAGCAGAGGCUCGCGCUCCUGAAGAGGGAGGAGGAAGAGCGAGCAGAGAAGGUCGCGGAGAAAGAGCUGCGGGCCAUGAAGAAGAAGGCGCGGGAGCACAAGGACGACAAAAAGGUGCGUCAGCUCAAGUCGAAGGAGAAGCAGCUGACCGAGCGCAAGCUGAAGCUGAGCUCCGCCAGGGAGUUCGGCGAUGGCCGCGACGACAUCUUUGCGAAACUGCGUGAGGACACCAGCCUGCGCUUCCGCUUUCCCGAGGCGGACAACGUCCUGGACGCCGACACCAAUUACCUCGAGAUGGACGGCGCCACCAUCCGCCAGGGCGACAGGGUCAUCUUGAAAAAUGUGACCCUGACCAUCGAGCCGAGGAGCCGAAUCGCGAUCGUGGGCGCCAACGGUGCGGGCAAGUCCACGCUGAUGAAGGCGCUCUGCGGCGAGCUGAAGGCCGACGAGGGCCCUCGCGGGCGAGGCAAGAUCCACCCCGCCUUCAAGCCCGCGUUCGUGUCGCAGAACCACCUGGAGCGGCUCGAAGGCAGCCUGCGAGUCAAUUGCAUGGACCACCUCAGGGAGCAGCUGCCAGACGCCAGCACGCUCAGAAACACCGAGGGCAUGCUCACGAAGCAGUGCGACGACUCGCUGAUCCGCGCGACGCUGGGCAAUUUUGGCAUGGGCCGCGACGCCCUGAAGAAGGUGGGGUACCUGUCCGGUGGUCAGCGGGCGCGACUGUCGCUGGCCACCGCCACCUGGUGGGAGCCCACGGCGCUGCUGCUGGACGAGCCGACCAACCACCUGGACGUGGACAGCCUGGACGCGCUGACCCUCGGGCUCCAGGCCUUCGACGGCCCCGUGGUGGUGGUGUCGCACAGCAGGGGCUUCCUCGAGGCUCUCUGCGAGGAGCUGUGGAUCGUGCGGGACGGCACCGUGCACGUGUGCACGAAGGGCGAGGAGGCGUUCGCGCAGUUUUUCGCUCAGUACGUGAAGCAGGUGGAGGCGUCGCUCAAGUGAUCCUGCCCUGCGCUCGGAAGGCCCGCGGGCGCUCACCGUACAGUCGUAUGAGGGUCAGUCCCGCCGCAGUGGCCGCGACGAGGAAAAGCUCCCCGCUCCUCUCC
Messenger RNA from Prorocentrum cordatum, 2856 nucleotides. Lineage: Eukaryota; Dinophyceae; Prorocentrales; Prorocentraceae. The record is from the annotation of a GenBank genome assembly.